UGAUUUCACUUAUCUGUCUGGAAGCAGAGUGACGGACUAAUAAUCACCCUUUUCCUGUAAUUAUCUCUUCUUCCUGUCCUUCCUUCUCACUUUCUCUGCCCCUCUCUCCCUCUCCCUGUUCUAUGGUUUAUAUUCAUUUCUGUGUAUUCCGCGAUUCUUCGCGUGAGACUGUGCAGAUGUCGAGACACCUACAUAAAAAGCCAGGGCUCCGACGGGCCGAGUGGAAAGACGCGAAAGGUGCUCUCAGGCUCGAAAGAAAGAACGGAAAAAAACGAACGCAUUCACAAAAAAACGACACUAUUACUUAAUCAGGGGACGGGAGAACGCUUUAGACGCUCGGCCCGUCUGCUUCUGCGAUUAGGGAGCGAUCCUUCGGGGUCCGCCGAGAUCUCAUUUAUAACGGCUCCGUCUCUGUUCUGUCCGUUCCUCUUUUUUUCUCUCCGUCUCCGAGUUUUCAUGGCUCCCUGGUUAGCGGCCGCGGCGCACUCUGGGAAGAGUUUGGGACAGGAAGGCAUUCUUCUAGGAUAUGCGUCCCGCGGGAGUCGUAACGGAGAUAUCGAAAAGAAUUAGCGAAGAGAAAAAUAAGGUAUAAAUGCUGGAGGUUAAACCGACGUUCCGUGUCAGUUCACCACCAACUUAGUGCUGGGACACACAGACGCUCGCAUCAUCGUCAUCACCAUGGGCAGAGUUAUCUUCUAUGAGGAUAGAAACUUCCAGGGCCGCUCGUAUGAGUGCAGCGGGGACUGCUCGGAUAUGUCCACCUACCUGAGCCGCUGCCACUCAUUCAGGGUGGAGAGCGGUUGCUGGAUGGCGUACGAUCAUUCCAACUACAUGGGCAACCAGUACUUCAUGAAGAGAGGCGAGUACCCCGACUACAUGGGCAUGUGGAACUGGGGCAACAACUGGAUCAGAUCCUGUCGCAUGAUCCCCAUGUACCGAGGAGCGUACAGGAUGAAGGUCUACGAGAAGGACAACUUCAUGGGUCAGAUGAUGGAGGCCACGGACGACUGCGAUUCCUUCACUGAUCGCUACCACUGGUCUAGCGGCUGCAUGUCGUGCCACGUGAUGGACGGCCACUGGCUCAUGUACGAGCAUCCGCACUACAGAGGCAGGAUGUGGUACUUCGGCCCUGGAGAGUACCGCAACUUCAGGGAUUAUGGCGGCAUGAGGUUCAUGAGCAUGAGGCGUAUCAUGGACUCGUGGUAUUGAGAUAAUAACGAUGAGUUGA
Silurus meridionalis is the source of this 1228-nucleotide messenger RNA. RefSeq names its product gamma-crystallin M2-like. Lineage: Eukaryota; Metazoa; Chordata; Actinopteri; Siluriformes; Siluridae. The transcript has 4 exons. The record is from RefSeq and is a predicted model, not a curated record. The coding region runs from base 679 to 1209 and encodes 176 amino acids. Gene Ontology annotation, molecular function: structural constituent of eye lens. Gene Ontology annotation, biological process: visual perception; lens development in camera-type eye.